GCCCUCCCCACGUCGAGAGCCGUUGCCCGUCAGGGGAAGCUGCACUCCCACGGCCCAUACAAGUGGGAGGCCUCUGGGGAAGCGGCCCUGGAUGUUCCGCUUGCCUCUCUGGAGGGGAAGGGGUGGCCCAGAGCGAACCCCCACACCCCCUCUCCCAUUGCCUGCUCACCCCAUCACCUCCCCUCCCUACAAGGCCCUCUGUGCAGCCCGGGCUGGCACAGCAAGGAAGGGGGGCUCACCCCAGAGCGCCCCCGCCUGCCAGCCCGUGGGUCGAGGCCAAAUAAGGCCGGACGGCAGCCGAGGGCCCCCGCACCCCGCCCGCGGCCCCGCCCCGCGCACAUUCUUCUGCCUUGUAAGGCCCGGCCGCCACGCCCCGCCCCCGCCUGGAGUCCGGACCCGACGGCCGGCCCAGUUCCACGCACCCAGCGAGCCCAAGCGCCUUCUCUGCACCAGGGAAGCCCCACCCACCAGAAGCCAAGAUGUCCAGCAAGCGGGCCAAAGCCAAGACCACCAAGAAGCGGCCACAGCGGGCCACAUCCAAUGUCUUCGCAAUGUUUGACCAGUCCCAGAUCCAGGAGUUUAAGGAGGCUUUCAACAUGAUUGACCAGAACCGUGAUGGCUUCAUUGACAAGGAGGACCUGCACGACAUGCUGGCCUCGCUGGGGAAGAACCCCACAGACGAAUACCUGGAGGGCAUGAUGAGCGAGGCCCCGGGGCCCAUCAACUUCACCAUGUUCCUCACCAUGUUUGGGGAGAAGCUGAACGGCACGGACCCCGAGGAUGUGAUUCGCAACGCCUUUGCCUGCUUCGACGAGGAAGCCUCAGGUUUCAUCCAUGAGGACCACCUCCGGGAGCUGCUCACCACCAUGGGUGACCGCUUCACAGAUGAGGAAGUGGACGAGAUGUACCGGGAGGCGCCCAUUGAUAAGAAAGGCAACUUCAACUACGUGGAGUUCACCCGCAUCCUCAAACAUGGCGCCAAGGAUAAAGACGACUAGGCCACCCCAGCCCCCCGACACCCCAGCCCCCGCCAGUCACCCCUCCCCACACACACCCGUCCAUACCAGCUCCCUGCCCAUGACCCUCGCUCAGGGAUCCCCCUUUGAGGGGUUAGGGUCCCAGUUCCCAGUGGAAGAAACAGGCCAGGAGAAGUGCGUGCUGAGCUGAGGCAGAUGUUCCCACAGUGACCCCAGAGCCCUGGGCUGGAGUCUCUGACCCCUCCAAGGAAAGACCACCUUCCGGGGACAUGGGCUGGAGGGCAGGACCUAGAGGCACCAAGGGAAGGCCCCAUUCCGGGGCUGUUCCCCAAGGAGGAAGGGAAGGGGCUCUGUGUGCCCCCCAGGAGGAAGAGGCCCUGAGUCCUGGGAUCCGACACCCCUUCACGUGUAUCCCCACACAAAUGCAAGCUCACCAAGGUCCCCUCUCAGUCCCCUCCCCUACACCCUGACCGGCCACUGCCGCACACCCACCCAGAGCACGCCACCCACCAUGGGAGUGUGCUCACGAGUCGCGGGCAGCGUGGACAUCUGUCCCAGAGGAGGCAGAAUCUCCAAUAGAGGGCUGAGCACUG
This is a messenger RNA of Gorilla gorilla gorilla (western lowland gorilla), 1570 nucleotides long. It is a transcript of the gene MYL9, whose product is annotated as myosin light chain 9. The record is from RefSeq and is a predicted model, not a curated record. Gene Ontology annotation, molecular function: calcium ion binding. The transcript has 4 exons. Lineage: Eukaryota; Metazoa; Chordata; Mammalia; Primates; Hominidae. The coding region runs from base 480 to 998 and encodes 172 amino acids.